AUGACUGCUCCAUUUCACCAAGAAGCCGGCGUCUCAAGUGACUCGCGCCGAGAUAGUGCCAGUGUUGGUGCCCCGUUAAAAGAUGUGGAAGACAGACGGCUCUCCUUAAAAUCUUAUGGACACCGAGACACUUCUCCGAUGCCGAGCGGACCCCGAACCAACGUCAGCAAGAAAAAACAACGAUGGAGAUGGGCACUUAAAAUCUGGGACCUUGUAGUUGACCAAUGGUUUCUUAUUGUCAUGGGCAUCCUGAUUGCCUUUGCCUCUCAGGUGCAGGUGCCAAAAUCCCAUCAGCAGCUCAAGCAAACCGUGGUCAACUAUCUUGCGGUUGCCAUCAUUUUCUUCAUCAAUGGAUGUACACUUCCUACUCAGGUCCUAGUAGAAAAUCUGAGCCGCUGGAAAGUGCACAUCUUCACCCAGGUGCAAUGUUAUCUCCUGACCUCAUCGAUCAGCUAUGGCAUUGUCAGCGCCAGUGCAACCGACAAGCAUUUUAUGGAUCCUGCACUAUUGAUCGGAAUCAUAAUUCUGGGGUGCCUUCCUACCGCCAUCUCUUUCAACACAAUAAUGACCAGAAAGGCGAACGGAAAUGGAGCCUUGUCCAUCGCGCAGUCGACCAUUGGGAACCUUCUUGGUCCAUUCCUGACGACAGCUUUGAUAAAGCUCUACACCGGCACUGGCGCCUGGUACACAGAUAUUCUACCGGAGACCGAAGGAUUCACCAAAACAUAUCGAUAUGUCUUUAAGCAGCUGGGGCUUUCGGUUUUUGUCCCACUGCUGGCCGGACAAAUCAUGGCCAGCGUAUUUCCACACCUGGUGAAGACAGUAUUCACAGAGUGGAAGCUGAACAAAUUGAGCUCCUUUGCAUUGUUAGUCGUCAUCUGGAGUACUUAUGACGGUGCAUUCGAGUCAGAUGCGUUUUCCGGCGUUCGAUCGGAUAACAUGGUGUUCGUUGUCUUUAUCUUGAUAGCAUUGUUUCUGGUGUGCAUUGCCAUCACCACUCUGGUCUCAUGGCUAUGGCUCAGCCGCGAGGACACGAUAGCUGUGGCAUACCUGGUGCCCACCAAAACGCCGGCGAUGGGUGUGCCAAUAACAACCAUCAUGUUCAUGGGGCUUCCCGAAGCCGCUCAGUCUAGGAUGAAGCUGCCCAUGGUCAUCUAUCAGGGGAUCCAAACGACCCUUAGCAGUUUGUUGACCAUCCCACUGAGGAAAUGGCAAGCUACUGAGCCUGCGAAGCGCCAAUUGGUGCAGGCUGAGACCUUAGAACUAAGCGAUCAGCUGCAGGACACAGGCUCACAUAGGAGACCUACGAAUAACAGAUCAAACUUACCUAGGUUCAACCUCAAAAGAAACCGCGAACACGAACCAUCUUCCAGCACGCAGAACAAAACCUCCUGUCCCAAAAAUGCCGCCCCCAACGCUAUCCUACGGCCUCAAUCUCGGCAACAAAAAAAACCAGGCGUGCGCCCAGGUCCCCCGGGUACCCUUGGGCAAAAGCGCAAGAAAACCAUCUUCGACUCGGAUUCGGACUCGGAAAGCAAAGACACGGGAAGCGGGGAAGUCGAGAUCUCCACACUCGGCGGGCUGGAGGGGACGAAAAGCACCUCGGCCUCAUCGACAAAGCCAUCAGCGACGGAACCUCCCGCGAAGCGCAAAGUCCCAUUCGGAGGAGGCGCAACGGGGAAGCCGAACGUGAAGCCGCUGAGCAAGAGUUCUAUUUUCGCGGACGACGAUGAUGACGAGACCACGGAGAAGCAGACGGGGGAUAGUGGGGUUUCAUUUGGGUUGAAUACGAAGAAGGGUGGUGGUGGUGGUUCCGCAGCGGGGAACAAGGAAUAUGUGAACCUGUCUGCGAUGCAUAGUAGCAAGAAGCAUGCGCAGGACGCGGAGGAGCUUGAUCCGUCGAUUUAUUCUUACGAUGCGGUGUAUGAGAGCUUGCAUGCGAAACCGGGGAAGGAGAAAGCGGCGGCGGAGAAUAAAAGCGAGGGUCCGCGGUAUAUGGGGUCUUUGUUGCGGAGUGCGGAGAUCCGCAAGCGCGAUCAGCUUCGCGCGCGGGAUCGGAUGUUGGCUAAGGAGCGGGAGGCUGAGGGCGAUGAGUUUGCUGAUAAGGAGAAGUUUGUGACAUCUUCGUAUAAAAAGCAGCAGGAGGAAUUGCGGAAGAUCGAAGAAGAGGAGGCAGAGCGGGAGAGACAGGAGGAAGAGCGACGGAAACAGAAUGGAAGUACUGGUAUGGUUGAUUUCUACAGGGAUAUACUAUCUCGGGGCGAACAACAGCAUGAGGCUGUUAUGAAGGCUACGGAAGAGGCUGCACGGCGGGUGCAAGCUGGAGAAGCCCCGGAAGAAACAGAGGAGCUCAAGGAGAAGACAGAAGCGCAGAAAGCCGAGGAGCUCAACGCACGGGGUGCCCAUAUUGCCAUCAAUGACGAAGGGCAGGUUGUCGAUAAGCGGCAAUUGCUGUCUGCUGGUCUCAAUGCCGCCCCAAAGCCCAAGCAACAGCCCUCUACGGCCACGGCUGCUGGAUCGCGCGCUUCUGCGCCAAGGUCCCGGUUCCAAUCGGAGCAACAGAGCGCUCGGGUUGGCCAGCGUGCUCGUCAAACAGAGAUGAUUGCUUCACAACUGGAGGAGAGAGCGCAACAGGAAGAAGCGGCCGAGACAGCACGGCAGAAAGAAAUCGCAGAGCGCAGCCGCAGCCGCAAGACCGAGGGAGAUGUCUCGAGCGCGAAGGAGCGAUACCUGGCGAGAAAAAGGGAACGAGAAGCCGCCGCGAAAGGCAAGGGUGCCUAG
This is a messenger RNA of Aspergillus bombycis, 2781 nucleotides long. Its product is annotated as splicing regulator NSRP1-like domain-containing protein. The record is from RefSeq and is a predicted model, not a curated record. The coding region runs from base 1 to 2781 and encodes 926 amino acids. Gene Ontology annotation, biological process: regulation of alternative mRNA splicing, via spliceosome. Lineage: Eukaryota; Fungi; Ascomycota; Eurotiomycetes; Eurotiales; Aspergillaceae. The transcript has 5 exons.